AUGUCCAACUCUCUCGAGCAGCUCAAGGCCAGCGGCACUUAUACCCCAGCCGAUUCUCCGUCCUCGCCGCGGCCGAUUGAGACAUUUUACUGCCGAGUUCUCGACGCCCCAGCUCCCGCCUCAAACGCCGCCCUCAGCAAAACAGACACUAAUCACCUCGCAGCCAUUGACAAGUACAAGCCCCAGGAUGCCACCACCAACCCUUCGCUCAUCCUCGCUGCUGCUAAGAAGGCUGAGUAUGCUAAGCUGAUUGACGAUGCCAUCGCCUACGCCAAGCAGAAGGGCGGCGAUGUCGACGCCCAGGUCGACAACGCCCUUGAUCGUCUCCUAGUUGAGUUUGGCCGCAAGAUUCUCGAAAUUAUUCCCGGACGUGUAUCUACUGAGGUGGAUGCCAAGCUUUCUUUCGACACCAAGGGCUCCGUCGACAAGGCUCUCCAGAUCAUCGACCUCUACAAGCAGCAAGGUAUCAGCAAGGACCGCAUCCUGAUCAAGAUUGCCUCCACCUGGGAGGGUAUCAAGGCCGCCGAGAUCCUCCAGCGCGACCACCAGAUCAACUGCAACCUGACUCUCAUGUUCUCGCUUCCCCAGGCCAUCGCCGCCGCCGAGGCUGAUGCCUUCCUCAUCUCCCCCUUUGUUGGCCGCAUUCUUGACUGGUACAAGGCUGCCACCAAGCAGGAGUACACCAAGGAGAACGACCCUGGUGUGGCCUCAGUCAAGGCCAUCUUUGACUACUACAAGAAGUUUGGCUACAAGACCAUUGUCAUGGGCGCCUCCUUCCGCAACACUGGCGAGAUCACCGAGCUCGCUGGCUGUGACUACCUGACCAUCUCCCCUGGUCUGCUUGAGGAGCUUCUCAACAGCUCCGAUGCCGUUCCUAAGAAGCUCGAUGCCGCCGGCGCCGCCUCUCAGAACAUUGAGCGCAAGACCUAUAUCAACGACGAGGCUACCUUCCGCUUCGCGUUCAACGAGGAGCAGAUGGCCGUCGAGAAGCUCCGUGAGGGCAUCAGCAAGUUUGCUGCCGACGCUGAGACUCUCAAGAAGACCCUCAAGGAGAAGAUCUCUGCUUAA
This is a messenger RNA of Cordyceps fumosorosea ARSEF 2679, 1068 nucleotides long. RefSeq names its product transaldolase. Lineage: Eukaryota; Fungi; Ascomycota; Sordariomycetes; Hypocreales; Cordycipitaceae. Gene Ontology annotation, cellular component: cytoplasm; intracellular anatomical structure. Gene Ontology annotation, molecular function: transaldolase activity. The transcript is spliced from 4 exons. Gene Ontology annotation, biological process: pentose-phosphate shunt; pentose-phosphate shunt, non-oxidative branch; carbohydrate metabolic process. The coding region runs from base 1 to 1068 and encodes 355 amino acids. The record is from RefSeq and is a predicted model, not a curated record.